Molecule: messenger RNA, 1053 nt
Organism: Uncinocarpus reesii 1704
Lineage: Eukaryota; Fungi; Ascomycota; Eurotiomycetes; Onygenales; Onygenaceae
Exons: 2
Coding region: 1-1053 (350 amino acids)
Biological process (GO): carbohydrate metabolic process
Molecular function (GO): hydrolase activity, hydrolyzing O-glycosyl compounds
Source: RefSeq, a predicted model, not a curated record
AUGAGCGCAACAGGGUUACUGGCAAGUCCUCGGCUUCUCAAUCGAGCGCUACUCCCUGUUGUCUUGUUCGCCAUCGUCGUGAAUGCAGCAUGCGAAUGCGGCUUUCGAAUGAACGACACUCGCCACUAUUUCACGCAUAUCAUAUAUAGUAAUUUUAGUCAAUACUCGCCCGCGAAACGGCUCACGUCAAACCCCGAGUUCAAACGAAACUGGGCCAUUCAACAAUGGAGCAUGCCAUCGAUCAGCUGGGCCACUCCACUUCCCGUUCAAAACCUCCAGGAAAAUGUAUAUCUGGAAGACGGAACCAUGAUCCUUCGCCAAAUCGGAUAUCCCAAGGAGGGCGUUCUAGCUGGUCGAAAUGUUAGCAUCGCAUCGGUUGCGGGUCAGUCGGGCGAUCUUUUCCACGGAAGCUUUAGGACCGAAUUCAAACUCGAAGGAGCAGACGGGGGCAGCGUCGCCGCCUUUUUUUGGUAUCACGAUGAUCAAAACGAAAUAGACAUGGAGGUUUUAACUAGAGAGAUUAAGCCUCGCGAGAUAUUGAUCCAUUACACAACACAUCCAGCAGUGGACGAAUCGGGAAACCUCGUUAAGAAUGCCACAGCAGUUAUCCCGAUAAAGGGUAAUAAGCCAGGGAGUUGGUACCAGCGCCAUCGGUUUGACUGGAGUCAGAAGGAACUCAAAUUCUACUUUAACGAUACCAUGGUGCAUGCGAACGACAUCAGAAUGCCCAAUGUCCCGGGGCGAGCGCUUCUGAAUCUAUGGGCCGACGGGGGCAUUUGGAGCGGCGCCCCCAGCAUCACAGACGUAUUUAUGAAAGUGAAAUAUGUGGUUAUUUAUCACAACACCACAGCCAGCGACCACGGCAUGGAUAUGGAAUUCAAUGCUCGGUGCACCAGGGCUGGCGGACCAUCAAGCGAAACGAUAUGUCUUGACACAUUCAUUGAAGGUGGCGCAGUUGAUCCCUCGUCCACGGGCGCAAUAUUGAUGCCGUUGUCAUUUUGGGUAUUGUCCCUGCUUUGGCUGGUUUUAGGGAUUGUUUUCACGACGCUGUAA